This is a messenger RNA of Carya illinoinensis, 960 nucleotides long. RefSeq lists its product as uncharacterized. The record is from RefSeq and is a predicted model, not a curated record. The transcript has a single exon. Lineage: Eukaryota; Viridiplantae; Streptophyta; Magnoliopsida; Fagales; Juglandaceae. The coding region runs from base 1 to 960 and encodes 319 amino acids.
AUGGGGUUCAGAAAAUUCACAGAUAUUCAAAAGUCCCUCUUCAUGAAGUUUGCGUGGAAGAUCAUGGUAGAGGACUCGCUGUGGUCUCAUUUUUUUAGAGCCAAGUACCUGAGACAGAAUCACAUCUCUUUGGUGGAUAGGGGAAAAGGCACUAGAUUCUGGAGAAUGGUGGCAUCAUGUAUCCCUGAGGUGUUAAAUCUUUCAAAAUGGAAGAUCAAAAAUGGUAACAUAUCCUUUUGGUUUGACAAGUGGCUGGAUGAGGGUCCUCUAUGUAAUCUGGUUCCUAUGGGUGAUUCCCCAAUUCUACAAGUUACAGAAUUGAAAAUGGAAAAUGGGUGGGAUGUUGUCAAACUACACGAUAUAGUAGGUGAGGAGCUUGCAGGAAAAGUGCUGGAAGUUUUAUGCAAAAGUAGAGAAGGGGUAGAUGUGCUGAUAUGGACAGCUAGUAAGGAUGGAAAGUUCUCCACGAAAAGUGCAUGGAAUUGUGUUAGAACUACUGCUCCUAAGGUAAGAUGGGCUGACUGGGUUUGGCAUCCUUGUAUUCCAAAGAAUAUUUCGGUUAAUAUGUGGAAAUUUUUUAAUAAUGCUUUAAGUGUGGAUGAUAGAAUAAAGUCCAUUGGUAUUCCACUAGCUUCAAAAUGUGACUGCUGUGUGCACGGUGCAUAUGAAAACAGAGACCAUGUGCUAGCAAAUGGAGACAUUGCAAAGGAGGUUUGGAGAAUAACAUAUGCACAGAUGGGUCUAGGAAGAACUACAGGUACCUCUUGGAACCAGAUAGUGGAGGAAUGGUUCUUUACAGCUUCUAAGACAUCACAGCUGGGACAUCUUCUCGGGAUUAUCCCGUCAAUUGUAACCUGGUCCCUAUGGCUAAGGCGUUGCAAGGCACGGGCGGAAGGAGUAAAAGAUUCGGCCAUCACGGUAUGGUAUAAUAUUAAAACAUGGAUUGGGAAGGUGGGAUAA